CUGUCUGAAACUAUCUACAACAUUGUAGAAUAUAUUUCUGUUCGAUUAAACAUGUCGAAGAAGCAAAUCUACUACUCUGACAAGUACACAGAUGAAGAAUUUGAGUAUAGGCAUGUUAUGCUCCCGAAACAGUUAUCCAAGCUGGUUCCCACAUCUCACUUGAUGACCGAAGAUGAAUGGAGGGGUCUGGGCGUCCAGCAGAGCCAGGGCUGGAUCCACUACAUGAUCCACAAGCCAGAGCCACACAUAUUGCUUUUCCGAAGACCUCUUCCAAAAGAUUAAGACCCAAAAACCACCUCAUUUGAAUUGUUUGGUGUUUGUUGACUGUAAGCAUUACACAUCUCUGUGUAUUUUGGUGUUUAGAAUAGAACCCUUUUGCAGUUUAGUUUUUUUACUCCCACAAAAUUCUGGAUGUAUGGUAGAGGCAUCCCAAUGAGAGCUGAAGGCAGAGAAGGCUCAGCCCCCACUAAAAUAUGGUGAGCAGUUCUGCGUUGAUUUUUCAGUGAUGCCAGUAUGAAAAUGGAUUCCAGAGUUUACCAUGCUUGAGUCAAUAUUAUUUGUUAAUUUUUUAUUGAUUAAUCACUUCACAAUAUAUGGUGUAGUGAUACGCAUAUUGGUCAAACUUAUGUAUUUUUUUUUUUUGUUGAACAUGGAAUAUUUGAUUUAAAUAUUUGUUCUGUAAAUGUUAUUUUUUGUCUGCAAUCUUGUAUAUAUAUUUUUAUCAGACAGUAUACAUUUUGACUGAUCAGUCAAAUUUCUGUUAAUUUUAUUUUCUGUUGGACAGUAUGUAAAUAAAGUAUAUUUCUUUACUUUCUCUGUGGAGGUUUGUAUACAUUCUCUCUUUUAAUGUAAAUGUCAUUUAUUCAAAUUUUUUAUAAAUCAUAGCAGUACAAGUGGUUUUUGGUUUUUACCUCAUCAAUAUGUUUUGUUUUGCAGAUUAAUCAAACUGUAUUAAGGCUGUUGUAUAUUUUAGAGGAUCAUAUAGUAACCUCAAGUUUGGCACCCUUGAUAAAGAUGAACAAAAGAGCUGAGUGAAAUAAAGGAAAUAAGUAAUGCCCUUUAUUUUAUGCUAAAGAAAAUAUGGGGGAAUUACUUUACUCUAAUACAAUUACUCUGAGAAAACAUGCAUCAUUAUUGGCACCACAA
Molecule: messenger RNA, 1146 nt
Organism: Esox lucius (northern pike)
Lineage: Eukaryota; Metazoa; Chordata; Actinopteri; Esociformes; Esocidae
Gene: cks2
Product: CDC28 protein kinase regulatory subunit 2
Exons: 3
Coding region: 52-282 (76 amino acids)
Biological process (GO): regulation of mitotic cell cycle
Cellular component (GO): SCF ubiquitin ligase complex; cyclin-dependent protein kinase holoenzyme complex
Molecular function (GO): protein kinase binding; histone binding; cyclin-dependent protein serine/threonine kinase activator activity
Source: RefSeq, a predicted model, not a curated record